AUGCCCAAAACAGUCGUCGUCAGUGGAGGUGCCCGAGGAAUCGGUCGCACCAUCGCACGUUACUUCCUCGAAAAAGACUACCACGUCUUCAUCCUCGACAUCGACGAGGAAGAACUCACUCACACAACACGCACACAUCUCAAGUCCUACUACGACGCCAAAGCCGUCGACUCAGCGCUAUGCAAUCUUCGAAACACUGAUGAGAUUCACGACAAGAUCCAACAGGCAGCUGAGUUUCUCGGCGGGAGGAUCGAUGUGCUUGUCAACAACGGCGGCAUCGCAGCCCCACAUUGGAAAGAUGGCAAGACGAUGCUUGAUCGCGAGACGUUGGAUGAGUGGAGGGCGUAUAUAGACACGAACCUCACGGCGCCUUUUGCCGUCUCACAGGCUUGUUUGCCGUUUAUGAAGAAUGAGAAGGAUACGGGUCCUGUGACGGAGGAUAGUCACAGCACAGCUGGGCCAUGUAUCAUUAAUGUUGGAUCAUUCCGUGCGAAGCAAAGUGAUCCGAAUCAGGAAGGGUAUGCAUCUGCCAAAGCUGGGCUGUUGGGUCUUACACAUAGUAUGGCUGUCAGUCUGCAGCCGUACGGUAUUCGUGUAAACUUGGUAGCCCCUGGACGGAUCAAGGCUACACAUGAGUCAAAGGAGGGGGAUGAGAAUGGUGUUGAGUGGGCGCAUCUGAACGAGGAUAAGGAUGUCGAGGAUCAUCUUAGCAAUCGCGCUGGAAGACCUUUGGAUAUCGCACAGGCUGUUGAGUACAUGGUCAACGCAGGAUUUGUCACUGGCCAAGAUCUUAUUGUUGAUGGCGGUGCAGUCAUGAUCAAGUAG
Molecule: messenger RNA, 825 nt
Organism: Fusarium venenatum
Lineage: Eukaryota; Fungi; Ascomycota; Sordariomycetes; Hypocreales; Nectriaceae
Molecular function (GO): oxidoreductase activity, acting on the CH-OH group of donors, NAD or NADP as acceptor
Source: RefSeq, a predicted model, not a curated record